Molecule: messenger RNA, 1518 nt
Organism: Boleophthalmus pectinirostris (great blue-spotted mudskipper)
Lineage: Eukaryota; Metazoa; Chordata; Actinopteri; Gobiiformes; Gobiidae
Gene: c8g
Product: complement component 8, gamma polypeptide
Exons: 7
Coding region: 74-757 (227 amino acids)
Biological process (GO): complement activation
Cellular component (GO): membrane attack complex
Source: RefSeq, a predicted model, not a curated record
UUUGGUUGGGGGGGGCUUUAAAUCAAACAUAAGUCAAACUCAGAUAGGAGCAAAGGAGAGAGUGAAUAAGUCUAUGUAUUCAAGGAUUAUGGCUGAACGACUGCGUUAUAUGAUUGUUGUUCUGGUGAUGGUGUGGGCCAUAAGUGAAAUCGGAGAAGGAGCAAAGAGUCGACCCCGCCCUCAAAGACCCCCAAGGAAAAAAGAUCCAGAAGAAGAGAUCCCAAACCCACCGGAGAGAAACAUAGACAUCAAUCAGAUGUUGGGAAAGUGGUACCUGCUGAACAUGGCCUCCAAAUGCUCUCACCUAAUGACCCAUGGACACAAUGCAGAAGCCACCACCAUGACACUGGACCUGACCACAUUUGGAAAAGAGCAAAAGCUGUCUGUCAAAACUACUACAAGACAUAAUCAUCAGUGUUGGGAGAUCCAUCAGCUCUACGAUUUUACAAAAACCAGUGGCUUCUUCACACUCAAAGGAAACGACCCAAAAAUAGACACCAAAGUGACUAUACUGGACACAGAUUACACUUCCUAUGCAAUCUUCGUUUAUGAGAUUCAGAAAAAGAAAGUGAGGAAAACCAGCUUGAAGCUAUAUGCCAGGAGCGUAGCAGAACUGCAUGAACCAACAUUGCUUAAGUUUGAGGCUGUUGCUGCAACCAAGAAUUUUGGACUGGCUUUUAUGUUUCCCUUUCCAACAUAUAGUCACUGUGACACUGUGGAUGAAGACCAUAUUAUCAACUGCAUCCCAACAUGUUGAAGUACAGCCCUGAAGAAAUCAGGAUCAACAAACCCCAAAUCUAAAUUCAUUAAAUAGAGUGGUUACUGCAAAAUAUACUUUAAGUGCUUUUUGCUGUUUUGUACUUUGUGUUUGAGGUUUGUGGUUGUGAACAAAAUGAAGCCAGAUGUGGAGGGGCCAUCUUGGGUCGACUGAGUUUGGUUACAAAACUAAAGGAGUUACCAAAUGCUCUUGUGGAACAACCCCCACUUCUCUCCACACCUUCUGCAUUAUAUGAGGGAGCUGUUACAUAAGCAGCCAGCAGCAUGCUGGGUCAAGUCAGGCCCUGAACAAAAAGAGACAUCAACAUUCAUAGAAAGCUCUAUAAGCAAGUUUGUAAACACAUGUUGGUCCAAAAUAUAGGCUUUACACACAAUAAGUGCCUCAAACCCAUGUGCAAUAUUGUUAAUUUCGUAAUGGGCUAAACAAGAAUGUAGUAUCCUUAUGUAGUCUAUGGUAGUACCAGAAAAGAAAAUGAAUUAUGAAAGUUUAAGGAAGAUUUUUGCAAGAUUUCUUUAGCCUUUUUUAGCCAUGUUGUGGAAUUUUGCAUCCACUGCAUUGUCGUAGCAAAGACACUUCCAGUUCAUUAUUGACAUUUCUCUGUGGUUAGCUCUGGCGUCAAACCAGUACAGAAUUUGUGCUUCUCUAACAUCAUCAAUUUUGGUCAACGUGUCCCAGAAACGGUAUGAUAUGCUCUUCUCUUUUUAUCUCAGCCAGCUUGUGUCCAAGCUGUCCUUCUUAGC